AUGUGUGUUACGCACUAUGGCAGGAGGGCUUCAGUGUUUGUGGUAGAGGAGUUAAAUCCUUUCGAGGGUUGGUCUCAAGGUUCAUUCCGUAUUCGGUUGAAUGCGGGCGCAUGUGAUUGUAAUCUCUUCCAAUCACUCCAUUUCUCAUGUCACCAUGCACUUGCCGCCUGUACUGCUGCAAGUGUUAAGUGGGGAACAUAUGUUCAUCCGGUAAGGCAAGAGGCUGUGUUCAAGGUGUAUGAAGUGGAGCUCCCAUCGAUACCAGACGAGAAGCUGUGGCUGGAGUGGUACAGGACACGAUUGCGUCCUAAUCCAUCCAUACGCAGAAAAGCAACUGGGCCACCAGUUUUCACAAGGUUUCGUAUUGAGAUGGAUAAAGGAAAGCGCCAAGAAAAAUGGUAUGAGUUAUGUAGGCAAACCGAACAUACUCAGAGAAGCGAUUCCCAACAAGUAGGAUAUUUUAUUUUUUAA
Messenger RNA from Arachis ipaensis, 471 nucleotides. RefSeq lists its product as uncharacterized. Gene Ontology annotation, molecular function: zinc ion binding. The record is from RefSeq and is a predicted model, not a curated record. NCBI's taxonomy places the organism in Eukaryota, Viridiplantae, Streptophyta, Magnoliopsida, Fabales, Fabaceae.